This is a messenger RNA of Centropristis striata (black sea bass), 7889 nucleotides long. Its product is annotated as collectin-12-like. Gene Ontology annotation, biological process: protein transport to vacuole involved in ubiquitin-dependent protein catabolic process via the multivesicular body sorting pathway. Lineage: Eukaryota; Metazoa; Chordata; Actinopteri; Perciformes; Serranidae. The transcript is spliced from 24 exons. The record is from RefSeq and is a predicted model, not a curated record. Gene Ontology annotation, molecular function: phosphatidylinositol binding; ubiquitin binding. Gene Ontology annotation, cellular component: ESCRT-0 complex.
GUUUGGAUUCCUUCGCUUUCUGAGUUUCUCUGGUUUCUGCUGCGGGUACCAGCACAGAGCUGAGCUGGACUGGGAUUCACCCUCAUCUCAGCAUCUCUCCACACUAGCAGAUAAAUAGGAAGAAGAUAGUUUUUCUCCCCCUCUUGCUCUUGCAACCCCUACUUGCAAAGUUCACUCCUCUUUUUGCUGCUGCAGCAUCUGAGGUGCGCCACUAAAGUUACCUGCGUCCCGGAUGGAGCUCUGACUUCUUAUUUCUUACUUCUCCAAGUCACGCUGGAUAUUGUGGAUAGUGGCAGACUGAGGACGCUCUUUUAGGGCAAAUGCCACUGCGAUGCUGUGGAUGUGACUUCAAACAACAGCUUCACAACGGUACAGUCCUGUAAGCCACAAUGAAAGACGACUUUGCUGAUGAGGAGGAGGUGCAGUCCUUCGGUUAUAAGAGGUUUGGAAUUCAGGAGGGUACGGAGUGCACCAAGUGUAAAAAUGACUGGGCACUGCGGGCGGCUAUUGUAAUGCUCUACGUGCUCUGUGCUCUGCUCACCAUAGCAGUGGCCGUCCUCGGAUACAAAGUGGUCCAAAGAAUGGAUAAUGUCACAGAGGGCAUGCAGAAUUAUGGAGGCAAGAUUAAUGCUGUGGAGACAGACUUAAAGAAGCUAGAUGAUCAGGCAGACAAGAAGUCGGUUAAUGCCACAAGUGACAUCAAGACUUUCAAGUCAGAUCUGGAGGAAUUACAGAGCAAACUGAAUGAUAUCGCCCUCAGGGCAACCAGAAACAGAGACAUGCUGGAUGAGCUUCAGAUCACAGGAGACGACAUGCACAACAGCCACGUCUCCCUGCAGAGUUUUAUGCAAGGCAACGAGGCCUCGCUGCAUGGGGUCAACCAGACCUUGACCUCCUACGGGGACAUGAUUGACGACCUCCAGGAGGACACUGCGCGGCUCCAGUCAGAGAUACAGGGCCAGGUCAAAGUGCAGAGCCAGACCCAGGUUAGUGUCAGCGCACUGAACAUCACCCAGGCCCAGCAGCGCAAUCUGCUCAGCACGCUGCAGAAAACAGUGGAAGACGCAGGCCAGGCGGUGCAGAAACUAAAGAAUGACUAUCAGGGUCUGCAGCAGACAGCCAGGCAGACACGGGCUGACACCGAGUGGCUGAAGGAGAAGGUCCAGAACCUCCAGGUUUUGGCGGCCAAUAACUCGGCUCUGGCCCGUUCCAACGGAGAAGCUUUGGAUGACUUGGGGGCUCAGCUCAGCACGCUAGCCAGCCAGAUCCAGAACACCUCGGCUCUCAACGAGGAGCACGGCCAGAACCUGCACGAGCUGAUGGACCACCAGAGAGACCACGAUAACGCCACCUCGUCUAAGUUCGAUGAGCUGGAAGCACGAUUAGACAGACAGGAGAACGACAUGGACCGCGUGACCGGAAACGUGAGCUUCUCCACGCAGCUGCUCGGAGCCAUCAGCUCCGACCUGAACGGCCUGAGGUCCUGCGCUGAGACCGUGAUGCGACAUUCAGACCUGAUACUGGGGCUGAAUACUAGCGUGACAGAGGCCAGCGCAGAUAGCAAAGAGCUGCGUGCACAGCAAGAUGAUCUGUCAGCCAGGCUGGACAAAGAGGUCAACAGCCUCUCGAUGGUGAUGGAGGAGAUGAAGCUGGUGGACAGCAAGCACACACAGCUCAUCACCAACUUCACCAUCCUGCAGGGUCCACCAGGUCCAAAAGGGCCAAAGGGUGACAAGGGUCCCCAGGGGCCCGUGGGACAGUCUGGACAAAAAGGUGAAAAAGGAGACAAAGGGGUGGUGGGGGUCGCGGGGCUUAAAGGAGAGAAAGGUGCUGCUGGACCACCAGGUGGCCCAGGUCCAAAGGGUGCCAAUGGGCCACGGGGUGUUCCAGGGGCUAAGGGAUCCAGAGGGUCUGGAGGUCGACCCGGAAACCCAGGUGAAAAAGGUGACGCUGGGAUUCAGGGACUUCCUGGUAGGGAUGGACUGUCAGGAUUGCCAGGACCACAAGGGCCACAGGGGCCCAGGGGAGCCGCAGGACCUGCAGGACUUGAGGGGCCACGUGGGCCAGUUGGUCCCAUCGGCCCUCCCGGUCCUCCAGGGCUACCAGGGCUACCUGCGCCAGUGCCUCCACUUUCAAAACCUCCCAAGCCAACUCAGCGGCCUCAGGUCGGUCAGGUCCCUGUAAGCUCAAAGCCACCUCAACCCCCAAAACCACCUCAACCCCCCAAACCACCUCAACCCCCCAAACCACCUCAACCCCCCAAACCAACUCAACCCUCCAAACCACCUCAACCCUCCAAACCAGCAGAGGAACCACAAGGCUCUGUGUCCCGACAGAUCCAGCCCCCUGUUGCCACUACUCCAGCUCCUGGUUGCCCACCGCAGUUCAGAAGGUUUGCUGACAGCUGUUAUUACUUCUCAUCUGGUCCUCAGAGGCUCAACUUUGACGAGUCCAGCAAGUUUUGUGCUAACAUGUCAUCUCACAUGCUCAUUAUUAACAACAAUGAGGAACAGCAAUUUGUGAGAAAUGCAAUUGAUGGAAAAGGUUAUUUCUGGCUGGGCCUUACUGACAAGGAGGAGGAAAAUGUCUGGAAAUGGGUGGAUGGGACCUUACCUGUUUUCAAGAAGUGGAAACCCGGCCAGCCUGAUAACUGGACCCACGGCCACGAAGACGGCGAGGACUGUGCUGGUGCUAAUAGGGAAAGAAAAUAACAGGGGGAAGGCGAAUUCUGUUGUUGUCGACACACAGCGAUGCCUCUCUUCACGACCAACCCAUUCGACCAAGAUGUUGAGAAAGCAACCAGUGAGAUGAACACAGCUGAGGACUGGGGCCUCAUUCUGGACAUAUGUGAUAAGAUAGGACAGUCACGCACUGGGCCUAAAGAAUGUCUCCGCUCUAUAAUGAGAAGAGUGAACCACAAGGAUCCUCAUGUGGCCAUGCAGGCACUGACUCUCCUUGGUGCUUGUGUCUCAAACUGUGGGAAGAUAUUCCACUUGGAGGUGUGCUCCAGAGAGUUUGCCAGUGAAGUCAGUAACGUCUUAAACAAGGGCCACCCCAAAGUGUGUGAGAAGCUGAAAGCCUUGAUGGUGGAGUGGGCAGAAGACUUCCGCAACGAUCCCCAACUUAGUCUGAUCUCAGCUAUGAUCAAGAAUCUACGCGAGCAGGGUGUCACUUUCCCAGCUGUCGGGUCGCAGGCUGCAGAGCAAGCAAAGGCAAGCCCUGCUUUGGUGGCAAAGGAUCCCUCGACCUCAACAAACAAAAAAGAAGAAGAAGACUUGGCCAAAGCUAUUGAGCUGUCACUAAAGGAGCAGCGUCAGCAGCCGCAGACAUCCCUGUCGAGCCUUUACCCAAACACCUCCAGCCUGCUCUCCUCACACAAGUCUGACGGCAGGAAAGUCCGCGCCAUCUACGACUUCGAGGCUGCUGAGGACAAUGAGCUCACCUUCAAGUCAGGAGAAAUCAUCACUAUCCUGGACGACAGUGACCCCAACUGGUGGAAAGGGGAAACAUACCAGGGUGUGGGCUUGUUCCCCUCUAACUUUGUCACAGCUGACCUCACUGCAGAGCCGGAGAUGAUGAAGACAGAGAAGAAGACCGUACAGUUCAGUGAGGACAUCCAGGUGGAGACCAUAGAGCCUGAGCAGGAGCCCGUUUUUAUAGAUGAAGACAAAAUGGACCAGCUACUGCAGAUGAUCCAGAGUGCAGAUCCCACAGACAACCAGUCAGACAGCGUUGAGCUACUACAGUUGGAAGGUGCCUGCAAUCAAAUGGGACCUCUGAUUGACCAGAAGUUGGAGGAUAUAGACCGGAAGCACUCAGAGUUGUCAGACCUGAACGUGAAGGUGAUGGAAGCUCUGUCUUUGUAUGCCAAGCUAAUGAAUGAAGAUCCAGUCUACGCCAUGUAUGCCAAGCUGCAGAGCCAACAGUAUUACAUGCAACAACCUGCCAACGCAGCACAGCAGCAGGUCUACCCUGGUCAGCCUCCAUCAGGUUCAUAUGCCAUGAGCGGUACUGCAGUGCAGGGUUACACUGUUCCAAUGGAGCAGCUUCCAGCUGGAGCCCCCAUACCUGGUCAGCCACCUCCCAGUGACGUUCAUAUGUACAUGGGCCAGCCACCAGUCUACACUGCAGCUCCAGGCAGCAUGGUCCCAGCAGACCUCCAGUCCUACCAGAACCCAGCCCCCGGCCCCGCCCAAGGGAUGACGCAGACGCCAAACUACAGCACCGCCUCCGGGCCGAGCAUAGCACCUUCCUCAGACGCCUCACAGGCCCAGUAUUCAGAGAAAGCCUUGCUAUAGGGCCCCCUGAGCUCACUCACGCAUACACAUGCACCAGACCUGAUCAAAUAGUUGUCGUAGAUUGUUUCUUUUAUUAUAUUUUAUAAUUUGUUUAAUCCUGGAACAACAGACGGAUAAAAAAAAUUCAAAUAGAGUAGACUAAUCUCAACAUAUGGCACGCUCUGCGUUGAUUUAUCCGGCAGAUAAAUAUACAGUUAUACUUCUCACUGCAGGUUUUGAAGUGAUCAUGAGGGUUUGAUUUGAAGACCCACACAUGGUAUGAAAACGGACACACUGUGCUCUUUUAAUGCUCUUUAUUCUGCAUUUCACUCUCCUUCUCUAUGUCUUUACAUCACCCAGAUGAGACAACACAGAGGAGCUUUCAGUUGCACUUUCACCUUCAGUUGCACAAGUUUUGGUCAUCAAUCAAGCCUGAUCACUUCCAAAUCUAGACCUGAUGGCAAUAUAUGCAUUGUCAAUUUUUAUGUACAAGACCUGACAUUUAUUGCUUCCUUUUUUUUGAUAGGACUAUUGGCAAAAUUGUGGUAAUGUUUUAUUUUAUUGGUCUGAACUACAUGCGAAGUUAUUUUAGCUUGACUUUUUCUUCAACAAUUGAUGAGAAAUAAUCUUCAACAUCUCUUCAAACCCAAGUAAAUAUUUAUUCAUUAGUCUUAUCAUUGGAUCACCUAUUCUGCAUACUGUAUAUAUUUCUGAUUGUUCAGUUGAUCAAUUCAACUUUAUUUUAGAUUAUAGUAGGUUCAUAUUACUUAAAUGGACAGUUCACACCAAACUCAAAAAUACAUAUUUUCCCUCUUUAUCAAUCUACGUUGAUGGAAACUUUCUGCAACUAUCAACAAUUUACGAACCUGUAAAGUAAAGCAUUACCAAAAUUGACAUGAGGUGUAACUGUAGCCACUUCAACCUAACCACAAAAUAUAUAUGCAAUUACUAUUUGAUCAAGUGUGAAAAACACACAGACAUUCCUUUACACUAACCUGCAACAUGCACACAGGAGCUGCACACACACACACACACACACGCACACAAUAAAAAAACCCAGCAGCAGACAGUUGGUUCACACAUCCUCAACAGUGUAUGAUACUUUACCUUCACUCACACACUAACAUGCCACACCCUUUUCACUUACUUAAAGCAACUGCAGUGCUAAUCGUGUCACAAAAAGGGGCGUCAACUUACACACACCUUUUUUUUUCUUUUUUUUUUUAUUGGAAGAAGGACUUUUAGCGAUGCAGAAAACGUUAGGAUGCUCCAUUCUGUAUAUGUCGUCAACUUUUAGAAGUACUGAAAACUGAAGCCACUUUGUUUCUUUAGGAGGGAAUUGAAGCAUGCACAAGACUCUUGUAUAUACUGUACUGAACUAAGUCGUAAAGCCUCAUGAUGACCUCAUGGGUGGGCUGUUUGUUAGCACAGCUCCGGGUGGUUCUCUCAGCCUUAAAGGUGAACUCUGCAGUCAUGAUGUCCCCGCUGAACUAAAGGUGUGAAAGCCAAAGAGAACAAAGUGGGGGUGGAAAACGCUAGAUAUUUUUCUUUUCUUUUUAUUUGACUCUUAACUUCAUACUGCAGAGUUUUCCUUUUCAAAACGAGCAGCUCUACAUCGUCGUUGAUGGAUGUCGGGUUGGCUCUGUCUCCAUUUCGGGGCUGUACUAACAGACUGAAGACUUGGAUACUCCAAGGGGCGACUGCUCUGAACCGCCCCAGUGUCUUUAAAGCAUCUCUUUAGUCAGUGUUAAAAAAAUGAUGAUUUUUUUGUAGUGCAUUUUAAUUUAUGUUUUGAUUAUUGUUAUGCUAUUUUAAAUGGAGAAGCAGUGCAGGAUGUAUGUAUUCAGAGAAAAGUGGAAUAUGUGAUAUUCCGCCAAACUUAGUUGUAUAUUUAAAUCGCUCACAUGAGAACAUGGACGUUUCUCUCAGUGUUUGAUACAUGCUUAUUGUACUGUAGGGUCAAAUGGUAAUGUGAAAAACUGAUCUAACCUCCCCAUGCAUUUCUAUCCUGUCCUUUCUCAGAGCUGUCUAACACUAAAACAAUUUCUACCUGAAGCAGAAAUAAGGUUUUUAUGAUUCUGGAAAGCACAGUCGGGAUUUGUAAACACCUCUUUUUCAAGGUCCCCUAUAAGCUAUCAGUUACAGAAACACUUAAAGAUCAAAUCUUGGACACAGUCUAGUUCUCAUACCUUACUUUAAAUACUCUUCUACAUCUUAUAUUUGUGAAAAAUUCUUGGGAAAGAGUUUAUGUUAACAAAUACUGACUGAAUCGCAAAAAAGCUGAUGAAACAGGAAUAUUAUUUAUCUGUUAAUAUUGAGUGCUGCUACAUGAAGGAAUUACACAGCAGUUUUAAAUACCAUGCACUAGAUUUUCCAGUUGCAGGACAGAUUGGUGUAUUGAUCUGAUAUCUGUCACCAUGUUUCAAUGUUGGUCCUCCUUGCCACCCAGAAUAUAAAACAACCCACAGACUAAAGGGAAAGUUCAGAUAUUUUGAGCUGUGGUUGUAUGAGGUACUUAUCCAUAGUCGGUGUAUUUCCAGCAGUAGGUGGUCGGUUGGCACGCCCCCGGUUUGUGGAAUCGGGGACGAGAAGUUGAGCAAUGUAUGGUUAAGGAUGGCGGCAGCAGCACAACUUUUUUCUUUUCUUUUCAAUCCAAGUAUACGAUAUAUUUAUAAUAUUUUCACUGCCUUACUUACUUCGUCAAACAACUCUUUUUAAGUUAACCGGCGGAUUGAAGCUGUGUCUUUUCUCUCUUUAAAGCCACCAGACUCUUUUGACAAAAUCAGUCAUUUUUCCGUGCAGAACAUGGGAGUUGCUGGUCAACUUCUUUCUUUGUCAGUUAAUUUGUUUCUUGUAUUGUGUCACUUUGGUGUUUUAAAGGGUUAGUUCAGCUUCAUCAAAGGCACAAAAUACGGGUACAAAGUAGCGGUAGACCAGCAACUCCUGUGAACAAAACAGUAAUUUUACUGUGCAAUUUUACACAUGUUUUUGCUACUUCCCCUGUCCACAGCAGUAGACUGCUGCGCUUCCAUGUUGGUUAUCCUGCCUGUUUCUCCAAACUGGAGGCGUGCUGACCACUGUCUAGUGUUGGCAAUACGCUGACUAUGGACAUACAACUAAACUUAAAAUAAACUAUCCCUUUUUAACCUUUUAGUACCUGGGACUUUGUGGACGAAAGGCCAUUUUAUUCUCUUCUCUUAUCAUUAAUAUAGUUGAUUUUGAAAGAUAAGAAAUCUUUUUUGCUGCAUUCAACUAAAUGCAAAGGAGAAACAGUGUUAUUAAUCUGUUGGAUCAAAGAGGGCUGAAAAUAUCAAACCUGUAAUAAAAAAAAAAAAAAGUAGCAGCUAUUCUGGGACUGUGGGACCAGGAGCCAGUUAAUCCUUACACAUCAUCCAAAUGUAACAUCUUGUUGCAACACAGCGUUGGACUGCAGCCCCCGAUGUAACUUUAUUGCACAGGCGUGAGAUGCUGCCUGUUUUUAAGUUUUAAAACAUCAUUAUUGUAAAAGUUCUGUCUAAACUUGUAUCCUGCUGUUUGUAUGUAUUCUUUUAACCAUACUUAUUAAUUGGUAUUCACAAUAAAACCAGGCCAAAUGUACAGAAUAAUAUGAAA